This is a messenger RNA of Stegodyphus dumicola, 1044 nucleotides long. RefSeq lists its product as uncharacterized. Lineage: Eukaryota; Metazoa; Arthropoda; Arachnida; Araneae; Eresidae. The record is from RefSeq and is a predicted model, not a curated record.
ACAGUCGAAGAAAUAGCUUCAACUACUGAAGAGAUUUCUGGAAAUUCCACGCAACCACCUUCAGAUUAUUCAUUUAAAAGUACACAGACAAUUUAUAUUAUCCUUACUAUUGUGAAUGGAGUAUUUUUAGUCUGCGUUUUGGCUAUUCUUGUUGGUGCAUAUAUAUAUUUCCGAAAACUGCUAAAAUUAAAACUAGAUGAGUAUGAAUAUGUAGAAAAUCAAGGAAGAAAUACUAAUCCUGACAUGCGAGUAGGCGAUCAUCAGCGGGUAGAAAGAGGUGAAGACAUCGAACUUCGACUUAGUGGCAGACGUGUCGAUGGAUCCAUAGCAAGAGGCCUGUACAGCGAGGAGUUCCACGGAAGUUUUGAUGGCAAAAACCGGAUGACACGUGACAUGUUUCAGACUUCUAAAGACAAAGAAGAAGAGGAAGACCGUAUUCACCGAACUCCUGUAGAAAAGCGAGAUAGAUCAGAAGUUUUUCAGACGAGGGAUGAAAGACCUCAUCGUUCAUUUUUCAAAUCUUCGGAAUCUCAACCUAAAGAAAAAAGAAGAGUCACAUCAGCACUUUACAGAAAUAGAGCGUUUGAAGAAGAAUAAUUGUUCUAGAACUAAAAUGUUUUAACACAGUUCUGAUCACUCUAGACUAUUAACUUCUAACAAUAUUGUAAAUUACUUUCAGUAAAAUAUUCAGGGAAAUAUAAAUAACACAAAAGAUCUUGUUUUUUUUGAAGAAUACAUUUAACAUUUCAUAAUACUUUUCUUUCAAAUACCUACAACCAAUUAAAAAUAUUUGUAAAUUCAUUAAAUUUUAAAGGCACGUAUUGUUAAAAAUGAAAACGGCAGUGUGAGAGCACAAGUUAAUGAGAGUUACGAAACUUUAAAUUCGUACCGUUGAAACUUUAGAGUUCUUUUCAUUGUUUCACUGUGUUUUUAUGUAGAGUAUUUGGAUUUAUAUUAAUAAAUGCUAUCAAGUUUUUUAUUUUAAUGCGUAUAUUGUGUACAUCAUCUAGCUUAUAACCAUUUUAAAAACUGUAUAUAUAUAUA